This is a messenger RNA of Balaenoptera acutorostrata (minke whale), 3228 nucleotides long. RefSeq names its product Ras converting CAAX endopeptidase 1 (gene RCE1). The record is from RefSeq and is a predicted model, not a curated record. NCBI's taxonomy places the organism in Eukaryota, Metazoa, Chordata, Mammalia, Artiodactyla, Balaenopteridae. Gene Ontology annotation, cellular component: endoplasmic reticulum membrane. Gene Ontology annotation, biological process: CAAX-box protein processing. The coding region runs from base 31 to 1020 and encodes 329 amino acids. The transcript has 8 exons. Gene Ontology annotation, molecular function: metalloendopeptidase activity.
UCACUGGGGCGCGCCGCGGGUCCGGGCGCGAUGGCGGCGCUGGGCGGGGAUGGGCUUCGCCUGCUGUCGGUGUCGCGGCCGGAGCGGCAGCCCGAGUCGGCGGCUCUGGGCGGUCCAGGCCCCGGUUUGUGCUGCUGGGUGUCCGUGUUCUCUUGUCUCAGCCUCGCCUGCUCCUAUGUGGGCAGCCUCUACGUCUGGAAGAGCGAGCUGCCCAGGGACCAUCCUGCCGUCAUCAAGCGGCGCUUCACCAGUGUCCUGGUAGUGUCAAGUCUCUCGCCCCUCUGCGUGCUACUCUGGAGGGAACUUACAGGCAUCCAGCCAGGCACAUCCCUGCUCACCCUGAUGGGAUUCAGGCUGGAGGGCAUUUUUCCAGCAGCGCUGCUGCCCCUGCUGCUGACCAUGAUCCUUUUCCUGGGCCCACUGAUGCAGCUCUCUAUGGAUUGCUCCUGUGACCUGGCAGAUGGGUUGAAGGUUGUCCUAGCCCCUCGCUCCUGGGCCCGCUGCCUCACGGACAUGCGCUGGCUGCGGAACCAAGUGAUCGCCCCCCUGACAGAGGAGCUGGUGUUCCGGGCCUGCAUGCUGCCCAUGUUAGCACCGUGCACAGGCCUGGGCCCUGCUGUGUUCACCUGCCCACUUUUCUUUGGAGUUGCCCAUUUUCACCACAUUUUUGAGCAGCUUCGUUUCCGCCAGAGCAGUGUGGGGAGCAUCUUCUUGUCUGCAGCGUUCCAGUUCUCCUACACAGCUGUCUUCGGUGCCUACACUGCUUUCCUCUUCAUUCGCACAGGACACCUGAUUGGGCCGGUUCUCUGCCACUCCUUCUGCAAUUACAUGGGCUUUCCUGCCGUAUGUGCAGCCCUGGAGCAUCCGCAGAGGUGGCCCCUGCUGGCAGGCUAUGCCCUGGGUGUGGGACUCUUCCUGCUUCUGCUCCAGCCCCUCACGGACCCUAAGCUCUACGGCAGCCUUCCCCUUUGUGUGCUUUUGGAGCGGGCAGGGGACUCAGAGGCUCCCCUGUGCUCCUGACCCACGCUCCUGUACACACUCCUAUGAACUCUCAUGGGCUUUCCAGCCCCUCCCCAUCAAGGGGUACUGCAGGGGAGGAGCUGGCUGGGGUCCCCGAGAACUCAGGAAUUUUUGUAGGGGAUUGAAGCCAGAGCUAGUUGAAUCCCAGGGACCAAGAGAAAGGAGUAGAUAUCCAAAGGAUGUGGCCCCUCUUGAAAGGGGGUUGAGGAGCAGCCGGGAGUGAGGGGACAAGGGGCAGGUCCCAGGAGCCGUGCACUCCCUUCCUCACUUUGGACUGUUGCUUCUCUGAGCUGCUCUGUCCCCCCUGCCUCUGAAAAGCUGCUCGGGGGUGGAAUUUACAAAAACCCUCCCCCCACCUUCCCAGGGUUUUCUCAUUGUCUUUUUGCAUCAGGACUUUGUAUUGGGAUAUUAAAGAGAUUUAACUUGGGUAACAUGGCCUUGGACCUUUGGGAAUUAGUCUCUUUGGGGUUUUGGGAAUAUGCCCCCCACCUGGUCCUGGCUACCUUGAACACUAACCUCUAGGCAGGUAAGCCUGGUAGGCAUAGUUUCCUGAAGUGCCAGACAGGAUAGGAGCCUGUGGUUGCCCUGGGUCUGCAGCUUUCUCCUUCCUGAGCAAGGCCCCAAGUCCUAGCACAGGUGGGCCUGGGACUAGGUACCAGGUGUGGGCCCAGCUCAUCCUGGGGCCUGUGCCUAUCUACCAGGAUCAGAGUAGAACCCAGGGCCUUGACCCCAGUGACGGAGCCUCCAGCCUCUGAGAGGGUGGGGGAGUCCACUGUGGGCCUUCCACCAGGACCUCCCCGAAGUCUACCAGCCUCACAUUACACAAGAGGAAAUAAGUCGAAACUGGAAGCUCAGUCACCUGGGAGGCUUUUUUGGCUCUCUCCACUUCAGACCUCUGCCACCGUGCCAGUUGUUUGGUCCCUGGAGGAACCCAGAACAAAGGUCCAGCGAGCAUAAGCAACCCUGCCAAGCAACACUAACUCAGGGUUCUUUCUAGAACUUGGUAGUAUUUUACCUGCUCUUCCUCGUGUUUUUGGAAUGGUUCUUAUAGUCUCAUUCCGCUGCCCCUAGGACACCCCCCCCCCCCCGCUUUUUUUUUUAAACAUUCUUAAUGUUAUCCCUUUAGGUCCCAUUCCAGACUCAAGGAGGUUGUCCCAAGUCCCCUUCCCUGAGGCUGGUGGUCAAAGGAAAGGAAACCAAUGUGCAGUCACUCCCCAUAGCUCCCCCAGGUUGGCUGUGACUAAAGUAUAUCUGGAUCUAAAAGGGCAUUGUGACAGUCACAUACCUACCUCGCUGGAGAGCUUUCCUCUCCCCCAGCCUGUGUAGCAGCUGUCAGGGAAGCCAAGGAAUUGAGCACAGGCUGGUUUUAGAGGGUACAUUUGGGAUCUGGGAGUCCAGAGAGGCGGCGGCCCAGGACCAUACCAAAGGUUAGGUGUAGUACGCUGAGAGCAGUAGCUUGGCAGGGUGCUGGGAUAUACUUCCUGCCUGGUCCCCUGAGGGUCAGGGGGUCUGGGCUCUGUCCCUCCUCUGCCUUAUGCUCCUGCUCAGAAACUGCCCAGGGCCCCCCCUGCCUUUCUCUUUACUCACCAUCCUUACCUCCCCUGUGCAGUGGGCAGCAGUGCAGUGACACGGGCAGGGUUGCUGUCCCACCCCACAGGUGAGGGAACUGCAGGGCAGAAUUAGGAUUCUCCUGAGGGCUGUUUGGGGGGCAGGGGGUCGGGCAGGAUUAGAUCCUGGGACUCAGUCCAGUGCUCCUAACCUCCCACCAAAAUCCACACCCAGAGGUUCCCACACCCAAGGGUCUCGUCUGCCUCUAGAAAGUGGUGUCUGUUUGCAUCUAGUUCUGAAUAGGGUGGUGGGUUGGUCCCAGCUUAGAAAAUAAAGCAGUGUAGUUGAGAAGCAAGUCCACCAGCAGCCUGGGUUUGAACUCUCUCUGCCUCUUAACUAGCUGUCGGGUCCUGGACAAGUUAUUUAACCUGCCUAUGACUCCGUUUCUGUGUCUAUAAAAUGGGUGAAAGUGUUAAUAGGUGUUGAGUUAAUAGGGGUUAAGUGCUUGGAACAACCCCUUCCCCAGCCCAAGCUCUCAGUGACAACUAGCUAAUCCUGUUUGGGGUGUGUAUACAAUAGGCACUUAGUAGUGACUUAAAACCAGGGCCACUGUUGUCAUCCUCACUACCCUCCUAGGAGGAAGAUACAAUUGACCGCCCC